AUGGAAAUUCCAAUUGACUUUUUCCAUUACAUCAAUGACCAAUAUUUCGACAGUGAUGAUUCAAGUGACAUGGUUAAGGGUGCACAUGUGUGCUUUUAUAAACUUUCCAGUAACUAUUCAAGGAAUAAAAGUUUGUAUGAUCAUGGUGAGCUCAUAUUUAAAAGGAACGGUAAAGCGAUAGAUGUUUCCUUCUUGAAUAUCGGUGAUGGAGAUGAACAAGAACAAAUAGCUGAGCAAAUUUUUCAUUUACACGCAAGGGUAUCCGACAGAAUACUUAUCCGUCCAUGGAUGAUUGCAUAUUGCAAACAGAAUAAGGAGGUACGAGCGGAUGGUGGAGUCUCUGUUAUGAUAGAUUCGACAUUUCACUUUCUGAUUGGCAAGUUAAGACAAUUAAUUGAUUUGAUCUCUCACAUCCAUGCUGAGGGGAUUUUCCAUGGUUCCUUGCGGACAAUGACAAGUUAUGUUUUUGUGGGUGACACACUCAAGGUGAUGAACAUAGGAGGAGGACUUAAGGAACAAGACAAAGUUGCUUUCCAAGACUUCAAGGAUUUUAGUCGGAUGCUGCGAUCUCUAUUUGAACCGUUUUUGAGUUGCGAUACUCAAUGGCCAGAACUUACUAGCUUUCUUGGUUGUUUCAACACUAAAUUACAAGAUUACCCAAGGUAUGUUAAGAAAUUGUUGGAACACCCAUUUUUGAUGGCUCCUAGUCAGAGGAUGCAGUACAUUGGUGAACUUCAUCAUAAACUUAAAAGCACGCAUAGCGAAUUGCGCGAAAAAUUGAACUCAGAUGAUUUUCUAGAGUUCUUCGAUUGGAACGAACCAGUAGCCAUCAAUUCUUUGGAAUCAUUUUUUAUUAAAGUUUUUAAUUAUGAGGAAGUUAAACCGUAUAAACGUCAGCCAUCAGACCUUCUAAAGUUCCUACGAAAUGUCUAUGAGCAUUGUAUGGAUCGUUCAAAAAAGGACAUUGAGGAAGUGGAUAUUGUGCAAGUGGAAGCUGCUGUUAGAAAGCAUUGGGGGGGUUUUUUGGAUCGCGUUCACGUCCUGUUCUCAACAUCAAAAAUAUGCUAA
Molecule: messenger RNA, 1068 nt
Organism: Prunus armeniaca (apricot)
Lineage: Eukaryota; Viridiplantae; Streptophyta; Magnoliopsida; Rosales; Rosaceae
Source: the annotation of a GenBank genome assembly